AUGGCCCACGACGGCGCUCACGAGGCGCAGCUGCCGCGGCUCCGGAACGUGUACGACACCGGUGACGUCAGUGGCGGCGACGGCGCGCCGCGCUCGGUGUUGGUCGCGCAGACUGGGCUGAGCGACAUUGCCGCUGCAACAGCCGUUGGCGGCAGCGGCAGCGCUGCGGAUGCCGCCGAUGGCGAGGCCGCCGCGGCGCACUCGCCGCCGCCGCAGGGCCGUGCCGCUUUGAGGAUCGACUCGUCUCGCGCGCACACGUUAUCGCGUAUUGCGCAUAAGUCCCUUGCCGUACACCAUGCCUAUCGGUUGCGGCUUCAACAAGCUGCGGUUACCGCCGCCGCCGCCGCCGCCGCCACAGCACGUGAGGAUGGCUCGGCGGCCGCAGCAGCUUCGGCAGCCCCGCGUUCGUCAGCGGCGGCGCCUGCCGGUGCACGGUUGACGUCACCCAACCCCACGGCCCUGCGGUUCGCUCCCGCCGUCGCCCAUGCCGUACGGCACGGCCUAGAUGCUAAUACGUCAGCUGCGCGACAGCGUAUAGAUUGGCAGGCGGCGGAGGUGGAGGAGAGCGUGGCGGCGGCGGCGGCCGCCGCCGCCGCCGCGGCGAUGUCGUCCAAGGGUAAUGGCCUGGCGGCGCUGGCGGCGUCGAGGCGCGGCGGCGACGUUGGUGCGUUGAAGGGCCUUGCGAUGUCACGCCUGGCUCGACCACCCCAACAGCCGCCGCCGCAGCAGCAGCAGCUGCCACAGCAGGAUCGGCAGCAGCAGUACGGCAAACAAUCCGAGCUGCUGCUGCGAGCCCUAGGAAGGGGAUCGCCUCUUCGGGAACGCCUUGUCAGCCCUCCCAAGACGAUGGCUGAGGAGACGCCGACGCCGACGUCAACGGCGGCGACGUCGACGUCGACGGCGGCGGCGGUGCAUUUGGCUGGGACCCGUGAAAUAGGGCUUCGACUGGCGCAGCUUCGUCAGCAGCAGCAGCAGCUUCCUGAACAAUUGCACCACCCACAGCAGCAACAGCAGCAACAACAGCUGCCGUACGCAAUGAUAGGACAAGACGAAGCAGUAGCAACGACCGCCGCCGCCGCUGCCGCCGCCGCGGCGGCCCCAGAGGCAGUCGUGGCGUCGUCCCCAGAAGCGCCCUUGUGGAUUCAGGCGCGUCAGCACGCGGCGGCGGCGGAGACGGCCGCGACGGCGGAAGCCGUCGGUAUUGAGGUUCCUGAACGGCUGCCGCACGCCGCCACGGGGCCAUCUGCCUAUGCCCCGCAAAGCCGGCAGGCGGCCACUGCCGCCCAUGCGACAUCCUGGAGGGGCCGCCUGGGCGCCCUGCGACUAGCCAUGUCGGCGUGGAGCCUUCCUGCGCUACAGCAGGGGAUCCGGGACGCAGUACGGCAUUCGUCACCGUCGGCGCGGCAGCCGUCACAGCAGCUGAAGCUGCAGCAGGAGGAGCAACAGCAGGAGCAUAUUUGGAUUGGAGAGGUUGCACCGCCGCCGACGUCGCCGCCGGCGGCGGCCACGUUGCCGACGGCGCAGGCAGAUUCCUUCUUGGGCCAGUCGUUGACGGCGGCGACGGCGGAGCUUGGUGCAGCGGAUGUGGUAGCCGGUACGGCAGCGUCGCCGCCGCCGCCGCAGGCGGCGGCAGCGGUGGCGGAGGCUGCAAUCGCCAGCAGCCGGGGUCCGGAACGAGGUUUCUGGAUGGAGGCGUUGUGGUCCAUGUGGACGGUUCGCCCGCAGCGCGAAGGUACGACGGUACGGCAUGCGGAGCGCAGCGAUGUGGCGGAGAUGCAGAAGGCGGUGGAGGCGGAGGAGGGCGGCGGCGUUGUGGCGGAGCUGAGGAACCGGCUGCCUGUGCUGGAUGCAGCCCCCGCUGCAGCGACGGAGGUGGCGGUGACGGAGGCGGAGGCAGCAGUCCGUACGACCGCAGAGAUGGUAGCUGGCCCGCUUUCAUCGCCGCCGCCACACCUUCCGUCAACCUUGCCGGCGGCAGCGGCGAUGCCGUCGAUGGUGGAUGUCGAAGCUCUCGCCGCUGCCGCCAGGUUUGCGGAUGUUAGGGCGUCUCUGGAGCGCCGGCGCCAGCAGAAAGAAGAAGAGCGGGCGGCGGCGGCGGCGGCAGCGGAAGCGGAAGCUCUGGAGGCGACGGCAGCGGAGGCGGAUACCGGGCCGUUGAUUCCUCCGGGCGUCUUUACGGCAGUGGCGGAGGCAGGGCCGGUGGCGCCAUCGCCGUCGAGCACGGAAGAGGCCAUCCGACAGCUGCUUUCCCAAAUUCAAAUUCAAACGCCGGCUGGCGGCGGCGUGCCCGGCGUUUCGGAUCCGGUUUUACCGCUGCAGCCGUCGGCGUCGCCGUUUUGGACAAGCGGCGGCGGCGGCGGCGGCCGACGGGAACCGUCGUACCAAUGGCCGGCGGCGGCGGAUGCGGGAGCAGGCGGCGGCAUGGGGGUACGCAAUCGCCGUUUGCAAGUAUUGGAACCAGCUGCAGGUGAAGAGGACUGGGCUCGCAGCAUGGCAUCGCUGUACGGCACAGCAGCCAACGCCGGCCAGGCCGCCGCCGCUGCCGCCGCGGAGUCGUACACGGACGAGACGUCGGCGGCGCUGGAUCCGCGGGGAUCCGCCGCCGCCGCCGCUGCUGUCAGCCCCAGCCCCCUCAUGCCGCCCACGACUUCCGGACGGAGGAUACUCUUCGGAGAGCCUCAACAGGUUCUCAUUCCGGAGGGUGUGACGGUUCGAGGUCUCUCAGCCUUGCUGGGAAUCACCACCACGAGGUUGGAGACCUUCCUCCGAGACCAGCUGGGUGAGGUGGUGAGAUCUGAUCGUGAGGAGGUCGCUCCGGAAAGUGCGGAGCUGGCGGCGCUGGAGUUCGGAAAGCUGGGAAUCGUCAAACGAGACGGUUCCCCCACCUCCUCCGGCGCUAUGGAACCCCGCCAGCCCGUCGUGACCAUUCUGGGUCACGUGGAUCACGGCAAGACCUCCCUGCUGGAUGCGCUGAGGUCCACAGCGGUUGCGGCGGGGGAGGCGGGGGGAAUCACGCAGCACAUUGGCGCGUUUGAAGUACGGCUGGCGACGAGUACGGCAGCUGAGUCCUCCCCUUCCUCCCCCGCCGCCAUCACGUUUGUCGACACGCCGGGGCACGAGGCCUUCUCAGCAAUGCGGGCUCGCGGGGCCGCCGUAACAGAUAUUGCGGUGUUGGUGGUGGCGGCGGACGAGGGGGUGAAACCCCAGACCCGGGAGGGCCUGGCGCACGCGCGUUCGGCGGGGUGUCCUGUAGUGGUGGCCAUUACUAAGUGCGACAAACCCACGGCCCGUCCCGACAUGGUGAAGGCCCAAUUGGCGGCGGAGGGACUGGAUCUCGAGGACUUCGGCGGGACCGUGCAGGUGGUCCACACCUCGGCCACCUCCGGGGAGGGCCUGAGGGAGCUGGAGGAGGCGCUACUGCUCCAGGCUGAGCUUAUGGACUUGAGAGCUCCCCGCGAGGGUCCCGCCAGUGGUUCUGUGAUCGAAUCCCGGUUGGAGCGAGGAUUGGGUGUCGUGGCCACCGUCAUCGUGAAGAGCGGGACUCUCAGGGGCUCCGUUGAGGCGGUGAUGGCGCUGGUGAACGGCCUGGAGGAGGAGCAGCGCGCCGCGGCGGCGGCGGCCGGCGGCGGCGGCGGCCGCGUCGCCGUCAAGGUCGUACACGCCGGCGUUGGUCCGCUGUCCCCCUCAGAUCUGAACCUGGCAGUGGCGGCGGGAGCGCACGUGAUGCUGUUCAACGCCGGGCUGGGCCCGGAGGCGGAAUCCUCGCUACGUUCCGCCCAGUCUAGCGGAGUACGGCUGCUGUCGCACAAUGUCGUAUAUCACCUGAUGGAUGCCCUGCGGGCGGAGGUGCAGCGGGCGGCGGCGGACGGGGCGGCGGCGGCAGGCGGUAGCGGCUCCGCCGCCGCGGCGGCAGCACUGGCGGAGGUCGGCCAGGCGGAGGUGGUGGCGACGUUCCCUCUGACGUCUGCCAAGAAAGUGAAGGAUGGCCGCAUCGCCGGUGAGUGA
Volvox carteri f. nagariensis is the source of this 4005-nucleotide messenger RNA. RefSeq lists its product as uncharacterized. The transcript is spliced from 13 exons. Bases 1 to 4005 code for a protein of 1334 amino acids. Gene Ontology annotation, molecular function: GTP binding; GTPase activity. Lineage: Eukaryota; Viridiplantae; Chlorophyta; Chlorophyceae; Chlamydomonadales; Volvocaceae. The record is from RefSeq and is a predicted model, not a curated record.